UCUUCCUUCAGAUGUGGCGGCGGGCGGAACCUAAAGCGCGAGGUUGCGGCGACGGUGGGGUGCGUGUUCGCGCAGCACCCCCGCCUGGGUGACCCGCUGGCCGCUUCCGGCGAGAGAGGAUGUGGCCGCCGUGCGGAGUGCUCCGGGCCCGGGCCUUGGUAGGGUCGAGGGGAGUUCGGGCCUACAGCGGAGAUGGAGGCGUCUCCUACACGCAGGGUCAGAGCCCCGAGCCCCGGACCCGCGAGUACUUCUACUACGUGGAUCACCAGGGCCAGCUUUUCCUGGAUGAUUCCAAAAUGAAGAAUUUCAUCACCUGCUUCAAAGACCCGCAGUUCCUGGUCACUUUCUUCUCCCGCCUGAGACCCAACCGCAGUGGGCGCUACGAGGCCUCCUUCCCUUUCCUCUCGCUGUGCGGAAGAGAGCGCAACUUCCUGCGCUGUGAGGACCAGCCCGUGGUCUUCACGCACCUGCUGGCCGCGGACCACGGGUCCCCGCGCCUCUCCUACUGUGGCGGCGGCGAGGCCCUGACCGUGCCCUUCGAGCCGGCGCGCCUGCUGCCCCUGGCGGCCAACGGGCGCCUGUACCACCCGGCUCCGGAGCGUGCGGGCGGCGUUGGCCUGGUACGCUCAGCUCUCGCGUUCGAGCUCAGCUCCUGCUUCGAGUACGAGCCGGGCGCCCCAGCGCUGCCCUCCUACGUGCGCUGGCAAGGCCGCCGCUUCGCCCUCACGAUGGACCUGGCCCCGUUGCUGCUCGCGACACCACAGCCCUGACCUUCUGGCGGGCGCCCGGGCGGGAGCGCAGAGCGACCCUUAGUGCCCCGGCCACCCGGCGGCCCCGGCGCUCUAGGUCCACCCGGCACGGGCCACCCCGGCCGGCCUGGUGCGCGUGCGCGCCGAAGCCCCGCCCGGCUGGCGCUGUCCGAGGUGCUAGCACGGCCCGGCCCCGGCCCCUGGGUCCCAGCCGCGGGUCCUCUCCGCACCCCUCGCCCCUCACACUGCGCGGGGUGUCCUCGGGAUUGGCCCGCGCUGGCGACGUCAGGCCCGAGCCGCGGGCGCAGGCUGCGCGAAGCUCCGGUGCGCGUGCGCGUCUGCUCUCUGCACAGCUGCUGCUCGGGCCUGGCUGCCACGGGCCCAGCGGGGAGCCGCUCGCCGCCUGGGCCAUCAGGUGAGAGGGCGCGCGGCCCAAGGUCAUCGGCCUGGGGCACGGGUGGGGGUGCCCCCCGCAAGAUCUUGGCGCACCCUGAGAAGAGGCAGACCUGGUGGAGGGGAGGGGGCUUGGAGACCAUACCCCUCCCCUUCCCCCGCCCCCCUCCCCCCCGUGAACCUACCCGGGACCCAGCGGCACCUGAGGGGCUGUCAGGGGUGGUGUGUGGGACCUUGGCACCAAGUUGUAGGGGCUGCUGGGAGACUUGGCUGGAACCUUGCGCUGUGCCCGAAGAACAACACAGGCCUCCCACAUGCACAGAUGGGCACCCAUGAGACCAAACCUCCCCCUCCCUGCUCCUGCCCAGCAGGACCCCGGGGUUAUUUACUCCUGAAAGGAUUUCUGCGCUCUUCAUGCCUGGGUCCCUCACUCCCUUUCCCAACCGCUGAUGUGCACCUGAGGGUCCCUGUGAGCAACAGCCCUGAAGAGGAAAAUAUUUGCUUUUGUAGUUUGGGUGGGUGAGCAAGGCCUGGAGCCGGGGGCCGGCUCAUCCUGCUCAGGUAAAUUAACUCCAGGGGCCCAGAGAAUGCCCCUGUCUUUUGGGAGCUCACAUACAUUGAGGCACCUGGGAAAUGCCUCAGCCUUGGCCAAAGCUAUUCUAUUAAAACUUUAUUGCUGUAUUA
Molecule: messenger RNA, 1826 nt
Organism: Perognathus longimembris pacificus (Pacific pocket mouse)
Lineage: Eukaryota; Metazoa; Chordata; Mammalia; Rodentia; Heteromyidae
Gene: C12H8orf82
Product: chromosome 12 C8orf82 homolog
Exons: 3
Coding region: 120-770 (216 amino acids)
Source: RefSeq, a predicted model, not a curated record